AUGUCGGCCUCACUGGCACCAGAGUGCAAUGAAGUGAAAGAGCGGUACGAUAACUGCUUCCUGAAAUGGUACAGUGAGAAAUUUCUCCGAGGCACCGCUACUACGGAUGAGUGUGACCCACUCUUCAAGCAAUAUGAGAAGUGUCUCUCGGUACGUGAACCCAUUUCACUAGUCCGCCCUACUCAUCACCAUCAGAAAGUAUUGAAAGAGAGGGGGAUCGACAAGAUGGUCAAAGAAGCACGAGAAGACAACCGGGAGAACGAUGCGGAGCACAUGAAGCCUGUUAGUGUACCAUCUUCACCUUCGUAG
Messenger RNA from Didymosphaeria variabile, 309 nucleotides. RefSeq names its product Mitochondrial distribution and morphology protein 35 (gene MDM35). Lineage: Eukaryota; Fungi; Ascomycota; Dothideomycetes; Pleosporales; Didymosphaeriaceae. Bases 1 to 309 code for a protein of 102 amino acids. The record is from RefSeq and is a predicted model, not a curated record. The transcript is spliced from 3 exons.